Molecule: messenger RNA, 1099 nt
Organism: Tachyglossus aculeatus (Australian echidna)
Lineage: Eukaryota; Metazoa; Chordata; Mammalia; Monotremata; Tachyglossidae
Gene: C1QTNF5
Product: C1q and TNF related 5
Exons: 3
Coding region: 298-1059 (253 amino acids)
Molecular function (GO): protein binding
Source: RefSeq, a predicted model, not a curated record
GAGGGGCCGGAGCUGAGGGAGCAGAGACCAGAGGGGUCCCAGCCAGGCCCAACCCGGCCGGGCCCAGUGAAGGCUGCCCGUCCUUCUGGAUCUCCACUGGCCAGUCCUCAGCCCCACCCGGUAGCCCGGGCCCUGGGGGGAUAAAUUGAGGCUCGUCGGAAAGGGCCAGGCCCGGUAGUCUGAUUUCACCCCUCCAUCCUCCCCCAAGGUAGCCUGACUUCACCCCUCCACCCUUCCCCACCCCCUCGUCCCUUGACCCCGGCGGGCCUCGCGCCCGUUGGAGCGCCCGGGCCAGCCAUGAGGCCGCUGCCGCCCCUCCUCCUCCUCCUGCUGCCACCGCCGCUGCUGCUGCUGCUGGGCCUGGCGUCCGGCUCGGCCCCGCUGGACGACAACAAGAUCCCCAGCCUGUGCCCCGGGCACCCCGGCCUUCCCGGCGCCCCCGGGCACCACGGCGGCCAGGGCCUCCCGGGCCGCGACGGCCGCGACGGCCGCGACGGGGCUCCCGGGGCUCCGGGGCAGAAGGGCGAGGGCGGCCGUCCCGGGCUGCCAGGGCCACGGGGCGACGCGGGUCUGCGGGGCGAGGCGGGCCCGACCGGGGCGGCGGGGCCCGCGGGAGAGUGCGCCGUGCCCCCGCGCUCGGCCUUCAGCGCCAAGCAGUCCGAGAGCCGGGCACCCCCGCCCCCCGACGCCCCCCUGCCCUUCGACCGCGUGCUGGUGAACGAGCAGGGGCACUACGACGGCGCCAGCGGGAAGUUCACCUGCCACGUGCCCGGCCUCUACUACUUCGCCGUGCACGCCACCGUCUACCGUGCCAGCCUGCAGUUCGACCUGGUCAAGAACGGACAGUCCAUCGCCUCCUUCUUCCAGUUCUUCGGGGGGUGGCCCAAGCCCGCCUCGCUGUCCGGCGGGGCCCUCGUGCGCCUGGAGCCCGAGGACCAGGUCUGGGUGCAGGUGGGCGUGGGCGACUACGUGGGCAUCUAUGCCAGCGUCAAGACGGACAGCACCUUCACCGGCUUUCUGGUCUACUCCGACUGGCACGGCUCGCCCGUCUUCGCCUGACGCGGCCAUCCGCUCCCAGGAGGGGAUGGGUUGGGGGCGA